AUGAUAGUAUAUACAAUUGGAUGGCUUAUUUUAUCCUUGUUUUAUUAUGUAACCGCUCUUCAACUUGUAUUUUAUCCUGGUACACAACCUUAUCAUCAAACAGGUUCUCGUUUUAAUGAUACUGCUUGGGUAGUCACCACUCAAGAUCCAUCGGAAAGAUACCUUACAUAUGGGCCUUAUACAAAAGAUUGGAAUACUCUGGCACCUUCGCGUGUUGAUUUUUAUCUAGGAGUAGAUAAUAACAUUGCUGAUCCAUUGGACUUAUUAACUGUUGAAGUAAAUGAUGCAGAUAUGAAUUAUAUAUUAACAAGUAGAAAUAUUUCACGACUUGAUUUUGGUUAUAAUAAAAUACAACCACAAAUAUUUUCCCUCUACUUUUUGAGUACUAUUGGACAUAGAUUAGAAUUUCGUGUCUUUUAUCAUUGUUGCAGUGUGAUCGUUCAUUAUAAAACAAUUGUGAAUGAAUUAGAUGAUGAAAAAUUAGCCGAUAUUUUCGCAGGACAAGCAGGAUUAGAAUAA
Rotaria sordida is the source of this 519-nucleotide messenger RNA. The record is from the annotation of a GenBank genome assembly. Lineage: Eukaryota; Metazoa; Rotifera; Eurotatoria; Philodinida; Philodinidae.